Spodoptera litura is the source of this 1642-nucleotide messenger RNA. Its product is annotated as inactive pancreatic lipase-related protein 1. Lineage: Eukaryota; Metazoa; Arthropoda; Insecta; Lepidoptera; Noctuidae. Gene Ontology annotation, molecular function: serine hydrolase activity; lipase activity. The record is from RefSeq and is a predicted model, not a curated record. Gene Ontology annotation, biological process: lipid catabolic process.
AUCAGAGACCAUUUGGCCAGCAGUCGAGGCAGCCUACUAGCAUGAAUGUAGGUACUAGGGAGUGUGGCUAGACAUUGGACGAGUCGUGCGGUACUGGCGAGUUUAUGUAAACAGUAAUUAAAGGGAGCGGAGCAAGGUGUCGAUGUAUUACUUGUAGCGUUGCCCACCCGCUGCCGGCACUGCUCCGCCGCGCCUCCGCCGCACUGCACGCGGCGCUCUACUGCUACAUAGUAUACUUCAAUAAUAAUAUAGUUCAGUGUUCGAGCCGCCAUGCAGUCCGUGGUACCACUCGCCUGCUUCCUGUCCCUCAUACGUCCGCCGGGCGUGCAGUACGAGAACGCGCUGCUCCAGAUAGCCCCCGUGGACAAGGCCAAGUGUCCGUACGUGCACGCCGGCACCGACGUCUCCUUCCAGCUCUACACCAGACACAACCCGACAGUGCCGCAGCGCCUGGCGCUGGACGACGACGAGUUACUGUUCGCGUCCAGCAUCGACUGGAACUCCCACACCGUCGUCUACUUCCACGCCUUCAUGGAGCAGCCGGAAGAUGGCAGCGCCGUGCUCGUCAGAGAGGCGUACAUGCAGCGCGGCGACAGCAACGUCAUCAUGGUGGACGCGGCGCGCCUGGAGGCGGGUCCCUGGUACCCGGCCGCGGCGCACAACACGUGGUACGUGGGCCAGUACGCCGCGCGCCUGCUGGACUACCUGGCCGCGCGGGGCCUGCGCCUCAACCACACGCACCUCGUGGGCCACAGCCUGGGCGCCCACGCCGCCGGGGUGGCGGGGGCCGCCCUGCGGACCGGCCGCGUCGCGCGCAUCACCGGCCUGGACCCCGCCCUGCCCCUGUUCGCUGGGGUCCACCCGGACCAGAGACUGGACCCCAGCGACGCGGACUUCGUGGACGUCAUACACACUGACGCCGGGAUAUUCGGCUACAAGCACCCGCUGGGUCACGCGGACUUCUUCCCCAACGGCGGCGCCAGCCCCCAGCCUGGGUGCGAGCUGGAGGUGGUACUGCCGCAACAACUGCUGCUCAACAAGUGUGCGGGCAUGCUACACCCGCGGCACUACUUCGUGUUCGAGCUCACCACUGCACCCGUACACAGCAGACACAAGCGGUUCCUACCGGCACUGCGCCGGGACACUGCCACCGACUCGUGGCCGACAUUGGGCGCGCUCGGAGUACUGGGGGCGCUCGUACGGGGCGCGCCGCUAGUGAGCGUCGUGCGUGACGUCACUACCCGCGUCAAGAGCAGCGCAGGCGAGCUCGCGCACGUCGCCAGGGAGACCUCGCGCUACGUCGGCAGAGACCCCGCGCCCCUGCCUGGGGUCACCCUGGAAUUGGGGGCCGGGGGCUGGUGGGGGGCGCUGCGGAAACUCUUGGGCCUGGCCCCGCCCGGCGCCCGGCUGAGCGUGGCGCCCUAACUAUAUGUACUGUACAGAAUACAGACACAGUCCGUUGUCACAAUAGUUGUCGCCGCGCACGUAUGUACUGCACGCUGUCUUAGUUCCGUCGUCGGCCUGGGCGCGUUGUAACGGCGCGUGUCGUGUUGCAGGGCGCGCGGCUCGUACUUCCUGCUGACUCACCGGACGUCGCCCUACUCCAUCGAGUGACGCGCCCCCGCCCCACCCUGCGCCUAGC